AUUGUUUGGGUGGAUCAUGAUUGCUGUGAUAUACUUCUGGUCUGAAUGCCUACUUGGAUAAAUACAUCUAGCUCCUUAUUCAUACAGUUAAGUCGUGGCUUGUGUAUAAUACAUGUUCAUUCACUAUCUGCACUGAACAGUAAACACAGACAUGGUAGUGUGGCUUUUUAAUGCCUCCUUUUUGUUCCCCUAAUUUCUAACUUCAUCAAUCACAGGGGAAGAAACAGUAUGUCAUUCAAGACAAACACACAAAUACAGUAACUGCAGUGUUUGGUGGGCAAACAGAUGGUUGCAUGAUAUAAAUUCAUGGCAUGCACUCUCUCCUUAACUAAUAGAUCAUCUUUUUAAAGCUAGGGGAAAUAUUACAACUAUCCGUGCGUUAGUAUAGCAAUGAUGUGAACUAUUUCUAAAAAAAAAAAGCACGCAAAGGGAAGUAGUCCAACUUCAAAUGGCGAGUUUUAACUGUGGAUGUUUAAAGAUUCUGUGUUAACUGGUAUCAUUUCAGCUGCAUUGAAUCUUCUGAAAACUUUCUAUUUUUCACUUUAGCCUGUCUGUUUUUAAGCAUCGGCAAAUCACAGUGUAGGAUCAUCUUAAAGAUUCAAUCAAUUCAUGGUAAAAUGGUAAAUGGCCUGUAUUUAUAUAGCGCUUUACUAGUCCCUAAGGACCCCAAAGCGCUUUACAUAUCCAGUCAUCCACCCAUUCACACACACAUUCACACACUGGUGAUGUAAUUCAUAAGUAGUCUUACAACACCAUCUAAUUUUGCAAGCCUGAGACCUCAUAAUUCAGACUAUUGGUAUUAAAAAUAUCUGGAUAUCUUGGAGAUCAGAAGUUAUAUCACAGUCGUAUGGACCAAUAGGAACUUAAAAUUAAUUUCUUAUAAAUUAUUUUGUUGGGUUCUUCUGUUAUUGAAAUGGUAGACUUUUCGUAUGAUGUUCAUUAAGGCAGAAAAGCAUGUAUUUGAAAGCCCCUACAAAGAGUUACUUAGUCACAAAACGAGGCCGUUCACAUCUACAUAAAAGAGUCAUUAGCCUGUUUUAAAGGCAUUGCAGAUUUAUAUUGAUCAGCAUCAUAUGCAUGUAGAAGUCUAUGCUCAAAAAAGAUCUGAGCAUAUGUCUAUAAUCUGCAUUAGGUGUAACCAUCACAUAGCAUUAAAACAAAUGGGGUGGGGUUGGUGAGUCUCGUUUGUUACUAUGACAGUUGUUACCACACUAACAAGGUCUGUCUGGUCCUCGGGGACUGUUCUUCAGGGGAAGACUAAUGAGUGCUCAACUGUGUGAGCAUUUAUGUGUGUAGGUGGGUGGUCCAGAUAGCACUCGUGUUGCGGGGCACUCCAUAUCACAUUUUGAAAGAUUAACAUCUGUAUCCACUGAGCUGCCUUGCACUAGGUGGAAAUUUUCAUGUUCCAAAAUCCUGAUAUCGUUAUUUGGAGUAAGUACUUCACUGAUACAGAGCACUGAGAACAAAAACCUUAAUCCAGAAAUGAUUGUCUCGAUAUAGUAAUAAUACUCUUUACUUUACUAUGAUACCAUCCUCCUGUAAUUUCUUAAAUAUGAUUUAUUGUUGCAGAUGCAAGUAUGGGACACAGCAGGUCAGGAAAGAUUUCGUACGAUCACCCAGAGCUACUACCGCAGCGCUCACGGCGCGGUGAUUGCCUAUGACAUCACACGGCGUUCAACUUUUGACUCAGUGAAGCACUGGAUAGAAGAGGUGGAGCUAUAUGGAGCAGCCAAUGUGGUUCUCGUCCUCAUAGGUAAUAAAUGUGACCUGGAGCAGGAACGGGAGGUUCAGUUUCAAGAAGCCUGCAAUCUGGCAAAACAAAAAGGCAUUUUGGCUGCACUAGAAACAUCUGCAAAGGAUAGUCAGCAUGUGGACGAAGCCUUCAUGCUGAUGGCCAGAGAGCUGCUGUCUCGUAACGGCCUUAACGUGCAGCCUGAAGACUCCGAGAGCAAGGACACGCCUCGAGUUCUGCUGCGAGCCAACUCUCGGCCAAUCAAUGGCACCAUAAGUGCCAACACACACACACCAGAAAAAAAAUCGUGUUGCUGAUACAAAUGCAGACAGGACAAGAAAAGGGACCGACGUUGGAUGUUGGCAGCAAGAGAAAGAUGGAGCUGAAGAACUGAAGGAGAUACAUCACUGUGGGAAUAAGGGCUCAAGAACAUUCAACAAUAUAUGCAUCGAGGGGAUUCAGGCAAUUAUCAGAAAAACAAGCAAGAAAACAACCAGUGUACUUUUUUGUGACUUACCUGACCUGAAAAAUAGUUGACCAGUCUUUUCAUUUAGAGAAUAACAGAGUGGUGAUGGGAGUAAUCAGUGUUGUGGGAAAGUUCCAGUAAACGUUUCUCAUUCAUGUCAAGCAUUACUUGGACUGCUUUUGUCUCCCAUUUAAUACCAUUUUAUUUCCACAAGAUGUCAUGAGGCUACUUAAAAUGAAUCCAGCAAUUCAUUUAUAAACUGAAGAGCUAUUAUGGCUGUUUUUACAAGUUACAAUCACACCUACUGGGAACAAAUGUGCAAUCAGUUAAACACAAAAAAGUCCCAAUUUUCUUUCUUACUUUCUUUUUUUUUUUGUUGAAGUUUUUUCUUUGUGCCUUUAUAGAGUUUUUGAAAAGCCAGUUGAAAGAACAAUUAGAUGUUGUACUAAAUGCUUUCAGA
Molecule: messenger RNA, 2658 nt
Organism: Haplochromis burtoni (Burton's mouthbrooder)
Lineage: Eukaryota; Metazoa; Chordata; Actinopteri; Cichliformes; Cichlidae
Product: ras-related protein Rab-19-like
Exons: 3
Coding region: 1570-2049 (159 amino acids)
Cellular component (GO): trans-Golgi network
Molecular function (GO): GTPase activity; GTP binding
Source: RefSeq, a predicted model, not a curated record